Molecule: messenger RNA, 1356 nt
Organism: Filobasidium floriforme
Lineage: Eukaryota; Fungi; Basidiomycota; Tremellomycetes; Filobasidiales; Filobasidiaceae
Product: SGNH hydrolase-type esterase domain-containing protein
Exons: 3
Coding region: 1-1356 (451 amino acids)
Source: RefSeq, a predicted model, not a curated record
AUGAAGCUUUCUUCUCUCUUCAUCUUCUGCUCGUCUCUGAGCACCAUACUAGCAUUGCCAACCCACAAUGGAGUUGCCACCUCUCUUGAAGCGCGAAACAACGACAAUGGAGGCCGGAUCGACUCGCGCUCGAACUGGGUAGGCUCCUGGACGGCCAUGCCCCAGCUGUGCGAACCCGCCAACCUCCCGCCUGCCCCCUUCAACGCGUCUUCAGAAUCGGAUGCAGUCUUUGUGGAUACGACCCUGAGACAGACCAUCAAGCUCACCCUGGGCGGACGGGGGUUCAGGCUGAGAUUCAGUAAUGCGUUUGGCGGGACGGUCUUGCCCAUCUCGUCCGUCUCGGUCGCCUGUACCUCGAGCUUCAACGAAUCAGACACUGGAGUGAGCACGAUCGACCAGACCACCAUCCACCCAGUCACGUUCAACGGUGGCGAAGAGGGAUACACGAUCCCCACCGGAUCUCUGGCCGUCAGCGAUCCCAUCGAAUGGGCCGUUCAGGAUGGCGCUCUCUUGUCGAUCAGCAUGUACUUGCAAGACGGACAGAACGGAUCGGCCAUUACGGCGCAUCCGGGAAGUCGGACGACCUCAUACUUGAUCAGUGGGAACCAUACUGUCGAUGCGGAUUUGCAAGGAGCCACCACGGUCGAUCACUGGUACUUUAUCAGCGGAGUCGAGGUGGUCGCCGAACAAGAUGAUGCGGCGGCGAUCGUCGUUGUCGGCGAUAGCAUCACCGAUGGUCGAGGAAGUGAUACCAACGAGAACAAUCGGUGGACCGACGACUUUGCCACUCGUAUUCAACAAGCCAACCUGCCCCUAUCCGUCCUCAAUCAGGGAGCCGGUGGGAACAGGAUCCUCGCCGACGGACUCGGUCCGAACGCCCUGUCCCGAAUCGAUCGGGACGUCCUCGCCCAGACCCGGGUCAAGUACGCGAUCAUCUUUGAAGGGGUCAACGAUAUCGGCACGGCGGCGAACACUUCUGCCGCUCAGGCCGACGUCGUCGAGCAAUUGAAAGAAGCGUACAGACAGAUGGUAGAGAGGUUGCAUGCGCAAAAGAUCGUGGUGUAUGCGGGGACGAUCACGCCGUUCGGGAACAACUCGUACGACGACCCUGCCGGCUUACGGGCUGCUUCCCGGGUCGAGAUCAACGGCUGGCUUCGAGCCAAUUCAAACUCGGAUAGGUCCGGCCUCUUUGACGGUCUGUUGGAUUUCGAUGCGGCCGUCAGGGACGAUUCGAAUGGAGGCAAGACGUUGAAGCCAGAGUACGACGUGGGCGGUCUGUCUGGGGAUGGGUUACACCCGAACCCCAAAGGUUAUCACGCGAUGGCGGACUCGAUCCCACUCGAGCUGUUCCAGUGA